GGACCCGCCUUCCCGUAAAGGAAAGCGCUAGUUAAAAUGAGUUACCACUACGGAAAGGGCUAUCCAGGACAGCCGGCUGCACCUAAUGCUCCAUACAGUGGAGGCAGUGGUCCGUACGGUCCGGCACCCUCUGCUCCAUAUGGAGGUACAGCAGGUCCACCAGGAGGCCAAUAUGGACCAGGACAAGGUGGCCACUAUGGACCUGGACCAGGGGGUGCUUAUGGCGGUUACGGUGGACAACCUCACGGUGCACCUUAUAGGCACCCUGCUCCUUCAGGGAACAUCCUUCCCGGUGUUAACCCAGAGGCCCAGCAGUGGUUCCAGAGUGUCGACACGGACCACAGCGGCUUCAUCAAUUUGAAGGAGCUCAAACAGGCGCUGGUCAACUCCAACUGGUCCACUUUUAACGAUGAGACGUGCCUCAUGAUGAUCAACAUGUUUGACAAGACAAGGUCAGGUCGCAUGGACCUUUUUGGCUUCUCAGCCUUAUGGGGCUUCAUGCAAAAGUGGAGAGCUCUCUUUCAGCAAUAUGACAGGGACCGCUCAGGUUCUAUUAGCGGGACCGAGCUUCAUCAAGCUCUCGCGCAGAUGGGCUACAACAUGAGCCCCCAGUUUUCCGAGGCCUUGGUGCGGCGCUUCAGUGUCCAUGCUGCACGCCCUGGCAUCCAGUUGGACCGCUUCAUCCAGGUGUGCACGCAAAUGGAGAGCAUGACACAUGUCUUCAGGGAGAAAGACACUAGCAGGACCGGAAACAUCCGUCUCAACUAUGAGGAUUUCUUAUCAGGGGCCAUCACCAGGCUGAUGUGAGCAUCAUGCCGCUGAUGCUUCAGGCUAUGCCUCCCUGCAUUCGGUACACCAGCCUGUACGUCCUGUGGCUUGAUGCUAUACAUACUUGACACCAAAACAAAUCAGAAGUGGGUGAGGUGAAGUAGUGAUUUAAUCAGCAGAUAGCGCCACAGAUGCCUUUGUGUUUAUCUGGACAGUUACUCUUUUGGUUUGACUCAAAGAUGGGUCACAUGUUUAAAACUCAUAUAGUGUCAGAUACUAAAUACUCCCUUUUACAUGUCUGCUAAACUGCAGUAUUUUAAAGUGGUUAUUAACUGAUCAUUACAUUUAUAUAUGACAAGAGCUGUUUAUAUGAGCUAGGCAGAAGUUAUAUGAUGAUUAUAUAAUAUCCCAAGCACUAAAUUGAAAGUAUUCUAACGUUUGCAACUAGCACCUCAGAGUGUUUAAUGAUUGUAGAAUCCACACAAAGUAUUUUUGGACCUCCAUCCCACAAAUUAGCUGCAAAUAUAUCCCCUGUGUCAAUAUUUAAUGAAGGGAUUGUAUUUUACAUUCCACUGAGACAUGCCAAAUGAUUUUUUUUAUGUCAAAACAAAUAAAUAGCUAUUUCAU
Molecule: messenger RNA, 1395 nt
Organism: Dunckerocampus dactyliophorus (ringed pipefish)
Lineage: Eukaryota; Metazoa; Chordata; Actinopteri; Syngnathiformes; Syngnathidae
Gene: pef1
Product: penta-EF-hand domain containing 1
Exons: 5
Coding region: 37-807 (256 amino acids)
Biological process (GO): COPII vesicle coat assembly
Molecular function (GO): calcium ion binding
Source: RefSeq, a predicted model, not a curated record